UAUUAUUCGAAGCUUCCCCCUUUGGAAUAUUCUUAGGAAUGCAUAUCCCACAUGGUGAUCCCUUACUUGUGCAUAAGAUGAUGUUGCACGAAGUAAGGUGUCAACAAAUAUUGAGAUGGGAGGUUUCUGUUUGAUGUAGAGGGGAUCCAGUUGGGGUUUUGGUGAACUGAAUAUAUAUUUUGUUUGUGGUUUAAAAGUUCAUCCUUAUGUGGAUUUACUCAUGACGAAAAGGGCCAGUCAAAUUCAAAAUCUCCAUGCUCGGUUGUUUCCAGAGAUUCUGAUGCACGUCUGCGGCUGAAAAUUUUAGAAAGACUUAAUUAAUGUCCCCGAAUUAUUUGGGCACUAAAGAUGAAGAUGUUGUGAUGCUUAUCCAGCUUGUUUUUUAUGUUGAAGGGUCUACACAGACAAGACGUUAAAACCUGCUUUCCUGCAGCAGUAUACAAGCUUGCUGAUAAUAUAGAUGAUUGGAACAGGUUUUGCAUGGGGUACGUAUUUCUGGAAAUAUUACUUCGGUAUGAUGCGUGGAAGGUUUAAGAAAAUAGAAGAGUUUAGAGAAUGGAAGGAGGCCAAUCCCGAAUUGAAGAAAGUACACAAGGUAAAGUCCGUUCCCAAUUUUAUGCUUCCGUUUAAGAUGCAAUCCACACCAAAAUUGAAGAAAAUCACCAAAGCAAAGAAAAAAAAAGUGGUGAAGAGUCCUGAAAAAGCAAAUGAAGACAUUGUGAAUGAAGAGAGUAAUGAUGUUUCAAAUCAUCUGCUGCUCGACAGUCUUGAAGCUGCCAGUACGUUGACUUUUUGGAAAGAAUGGAAUAGUAUCUCUUCCAAGCUGAACACUAAACAUAGGUUGCAUAUGCUGACACUGGAUGUGGAGUUUUUGGUCGAGUUACUUGCAGUUACUGACGCUGGGUGGUUAAUUUCUUCGGUUCUAUUCCCGAUAAACGUUCCUCAUGCCCAUUGGUUUUUGGCAGUGCUACAUUUAGAUAUUUGGAAAGUACACAUUUCUGAUUCAGCACGAUGUAUGAAUUACUUCACAACGUACUUGACUGGUGGAGAAUUCAAAAGUUUUGGGGAUAGUAUAAUCGAAGAGAUAGAUGCGAUUGACUACUGGAAGGAUUUUCCCGAUAGACACAAAGAGAACGCAGUUGUGGAGUUUAUUGAUAUUGUAGACGCGCCACAACAAGAAUAUAUUGCUAAUAGAGGAGAUUGUGGAGUAUUCGUAAGCAUGUAUAUGGAAAUGAUUGCUUCGGGGGUACCGGUGAAGAGUGAAAGCCAUGUAGAGAUGCGGGAUUUCUCUACAGAAAUAGGAUGACAAUAUUAUUAUGGGAUACUAAAUAACUUUAUGUUUGGAAGUUUGUAUACAUUAUUAUGAAAUACUUGUUUUUAGU
This is a messenger RNA of Lactuca virosa, 1382 nucleotides long. The record is from the annotation of a GenBank genome assembly. Lineage: Eukaryota; Viridiplantae; Streptophyta; Magnoliopsida; Asterales; Asteraceae.